AUGCACACGUCACUAAGGAUACCGCACUCGCUGCGAACCAACGGCCAACAGUGCCUGCACUCGCUCCAGCAGCAGCAAUGCCGCCACGUCUCGUCGUUCCGCCGCACAAAAAAGAUGCUGCUCGUCCAGCCCGACCAGUCCUUCAAGUCCACCACCGGCUCCCAAGACCACAUCAUCUACAACCCUCCAUCCUCGGCGCCAAACGUCUAUCACACACCCCUGAAGUUUUUGCCCAAGGACGACCCACGACGCCGCCUGCACACCCUGCUACGCCCCACCUCAGCCUCUGCCUCCUCCACAACCGCACUGCCGCCAGCCGUGCGACCAGUAUACGAGAAGAAAUAUCACCUUAAAGAAGCAGAUAUUGCAGAGAUCAGACGGCUGCGUGCAGAAGACCCGCGCCAGUGGACGCGAGUGAGGUUGGCUGAGAAGUUUGAGUGCAGUCAGUUUUUCGUGAGCUUGUGCUGCUCGGCGCCGCAGAUCAAGGAUGAGAGGAAUGCCGAGUUGGAGAAGAUCAAGGAGAAGUGGGGAAGAACAAAGACGGAGGCGCGUGAGGACAGGCAGACCAGGAAGCAGAGUUGGGGAAAGGCUGUCUAG
This is a messenger RNA of Aureobasidium namibiae CBS 147.97, 597 nucleotides long. RefSeq lists its product as uncharacterized. The record is from RefSeq and is a predicted model, not a curated record. Gene Ontology annotation, molecular function: structural constituent of ribosome. The transcript has a single exon. Gene Ontology annotation, cellular component: mitochondrial large ribosomal subunit. Lineage: Eukaryota; Fungi; Ascomycota; Dothideomycetes; Dothideales; Saccotheciaceae. Bases 1 to 597 code for a protein of 198 amino acids.